AUGAGCAAAGAAGAACCUCCGUCUAGUUGGGAAGAAGCUACUUUUGAUGAAGCAAAAUUUGCUAAACUAAAUGUGAAUGCUGCCGUCUUUGUACCAUUUGGUGUGCAUACUGAACAACCGUCUGUUCCUGCACCAAAACCUAUUCAACCACAACAACAAGUACCUGCUUCUUCUGCUAGUGUUCGUCCACCGGAAACUUCUCUGUCCACAUCACUCUCAUCUCGACAGCAAUCAGAUGAAAAUAAGCAGCAAACAACAACGACAAAUGUCGCUAUAGGGAAUAAUCUAUUAGAAAAUAAUCAACACGAAAAUGAUAUUAGUACAAAACAACCAAUAACAACAACACAACUGAAUGACCAAGAAAUAGAAAAAAUUGGCAUCGAUGAAGGUGAAGGAGCGAAGUUGGAGGAUGAUAGUGAAAUGAUUAUGAAUGAAGAAACAGGAGAUACUAGUGAAAGAUCAACAAUAACAAAACCGCCCAAAGAGAAAAAAAUUGUCAAACGUGACAUAAUUCGGAAAAAAGAACCUGUUAACAUAGUAUUUUGUGGGCACGUCGAUGCUGGAAAGUCAACCAUUGGAGGACAAUUAAUGUAUUUAACGGGUCAAGUUGAUAAACGAACAUUAGAAAAAUAUCAGAAUGAAGCACGUGAGAAGAGCCGUGAGUCUUGGUACUUAUCUUGGGCACUGGAUACAAAUGAAGAAGAACGUGAUAAAGGCAAAACGGUUGAAGUUGGUCGGGCAUGGUUUGAAACGGAAAAAAAACACUUCAUUAUAUUGGAUGCACCUGGGCAUCGCUGUUUUGUUCCCAAUAUGAUUGGCGGCGCGUCACAGGCCGAUAUUGCUAUUCUGGUGAUAUCAGCUCGAAAAGGUGAAUUUGAAACGGGUUUUGAACGUGGCGGACAAACACGUGAACAUGCCAUGCUAGUUAAAACAGCUGGUGUAAGAUAUAUGGUCGUAUUAAUAAAUAAAAUGGACGAUCCAACCGUGAACUGGGACGAAGCUAGAUAUGAAGAAAUUAAAGAGAAACUAACGCCCUAUUUGAAAAAAUGCGGUUUUAAACCAGGUGAGGAUACCGUGUUUAUGCCUUGUAGUGGAAUGAGCGGCGCGGUACUCAGAGAACAUCCAGGUGAACAGAUUUUAUCGUGGUAUCAUGGGCCAACAUUUAUUGAUUAUUUGGAUGGUUUACCGUCGUUUAAUCGAAGCAUCGAUGGACCAUUUCGAAUGCCAAUAGAUAUGGGUGCUAUUGUUAUGGGUAAAAUUGAAUCGGGUUAUAUUCGCGUAGGUGAUAAAUGUUUUGUGAUGCCCAAUCGUCAAAAAGUUGAAAUAACGAACAUUUAUUAUGAAGAUAUUGAAACGGAUAGCAGUAUUUGUGGUGAAAAUGUCAAAUUAAAAUUAAAAAAUAUUGAAGAAGAAGAAAUUUCACAAGGAUUUGUUUUGUGUGACAUAAAUGAUGUUUGUCAAGUCGGAAAAGUAUUUGAUGCUCAAAUUGCUAUUCUUGAACAUAAAUCGAUUAUAUGUCCGGGUUAUUCAGCUGUGUUACAUAUUCAUACAGCCGCUUGUGAAGUUCAACUUAAAAUGAUAAUAGCAUUAAUUGAUCGUAAAACAGGAGAACGUAGUGCACAACAUCCGCGUUUUAUCAAACAAGAUCAAGUGGCAAUAGCUCGAUUUGAGAUAAAUCAAAAUGUUGCGUGUAUGGAACCGUUUAAAAAAUUUCCACAACUAGGACGUUUUACCCUAAGAGAUGAGGGGAAAACGGUGGCUGUUGGAAAAGUAUUGAAAAUUAUUGAAUGA
Molecule: messenger RNA, 1791 nt
Organism: Didymodactylos carnosus
Lineage: Eukaryota; Metazoa; Rotifera; Eurotatoria; Philodinida; Philodinidae
Source: the annotation of a GenBank genome assembly